This is a messenger RNA of Frieseomelitta varia, 677 nucleotides long. RefSeq lists its product as uncharacterized. The record is from RefSeq and is a predicted model, not a curated record. Bases 1 to 606 code for a protein of 201 amino acids. The transcript has 2 exons. Lineage: Eukaryota; Metazoa; Arthropoda; Insecta; Hymenoptera; Apidae.
AUGAGAGGCAUAAUCAUGGUUAACGAAAAUUCGGUCGACAAGCAAAUUUUAACGUUUCACAAUGAACAAAAAUGGUUGGAUAUUGUUAAUUUGAACUGUACUUUGACUAAAUUAAAUAAAAGCAGAUUAUUUUGGGUGCUACCGACUAUUAAUGAUUUGCAUUGGAUGAAAGAAGUAAUUGAUAAACAGAAUGUGGCUGGAUUAGUGAGCAUAGGAUGUGGUUGUGGUUUAUUUGAAUGGUUAUUUGAAGAAUAUUCCGGUUUGAACGUGAUCGGUGUAGAAUUAGAUCACUCUUGGUGGUGUAGUAAAUAUUCACCGCCAUUGUUUCUAAAAAAUAUCGUUUUCAUUCGUGAGAACGAAGACAAUUCCUUUCUAUCGAACGAAUAUGCCCUUCUAUUUUGUUAUUUUAACAACGCGUCGGCAUUCUGCAAUUAUGUCGAAAAUUAUAAAGGGCGUCUUAUUUUUGUUAUUGGACCAAAAUCAAACGAAGAUCGUUGGACGGAUCCAAUGCCAUUUGACAAGAAGUUCGAUGAAUAUGGUUGGAAAUUAAUUGGUAAAAAAGAGAUGGAACGUACAAACGACUAUAUUACAGUAUAUAAUAAGUGAUCGAAUUUCAUAUAAAAAGACGGACAAAAAUUUAAAAGACACGCUGAUUUAAUUAUUUAUAAAAAAAAAUU